UGGAGAAAGUGUAUAAAUAUAGCAGUUAUUGGCUUCACCACAAAUCAAGCUAAGCCCUGUUCUCUUCUUCUAAGAAUAUCAUCAACCUUUAUUGGAGAAGAUAUACCAUUUCUCUUCCCUCUUCUUCCUUCUCUUUCUCUCUCUCUGUUUCUCUCUCCUCUGUUCUUGCAGGACAGGAGAGGGAAUUGAAAUCUCCGCUCAAAUGUAAAUAAUACCUUCCAUUUUGAAUUUUUUUUUCUUUUAUUUUUUCCGGGAUCUUUUUUUUCUGAUUGAGUUGAGACCAUCCCCUUACCAUAAUCAUGGAAGGAGGUGAGACAGUUAAAGAGGUUGGGACAGAAAUCCUUAUGGACAAAGGGAAGGAGGUGUCGGAGGAGGAGGAGGCUGCUGAAAAAGAAACCCAAGAAACAGAGCCCGCGAAUGAUGUCGAAAACAAGGCAGCAGAGUCCGUGUCGUGUGGGACUGUGGAUGAAUCGUCUCCGAGGGGUGUUUUGGAGAUACCCGUGCCGGGUUCGGACUCGGACCCGAGCAGCAUUGACGACAGCACCAGCAAUUUGGCGGCGGAAAGAGGGAUUGCAUUGGACAUGAAUUAUGGGGCUGUACAUCUGAAAAAACUGUUUGGUCAGAUAAAGCGGAGGUCUGCGAUGAGUAUCACGAGUAUUCCGAUUAUCGGUUACGACAUUUCGAAGAAGGCGUUUAAGAGGAAGUUGGGGAGGAAUAACAGCUCCGAGGAGUCCAUUGAUUGUGAUGAGCUUGUCGUGCCUAAGCCAUCUUGGAGGAACUUUACUUAUGCCGAACUUAAACAAGCUACUGAUAAUUUUAGUUCCGAUAAGUUGCUUGGGAAAGGUGGGCAUGCCGAAGUAUAUAAAGGGUUCUUGCCGGAUGGUCACGUCGUAGCUGUGAAGAAAAUAACAAAGGAAGAAAAGAAGAACGAGGACAGAGUCGGUGAUUUCUUGACCGAGCUUGGGAUCAUUGCUCACAUUGAUCAUCCAAAUACGGCUAAGUUGAUCGGCUUCAGUUCCGAUGGUGGUUUGCACCUUGUCCUCCAAUUUUCUCCACAUGGAAGCCUGGGAACUGUACUACAUGGUUCUGGAGAGAGUUUGGAUUGGAACCUGCGGUAUAAGGUGGCUUUAGGGAUUGCUGAGGGACUGAAGUAUCUGCAUUGCGACUGCCAAAGGCGUAUAAUUCACAGAGACAUAACAGCCUCAAACAUAUUACUCUCAGAAGAUUAUGAUGCUCAGAUAUCCGAUUUUGGACUGGCAAAAUGGCUUCCAGAGAAAUGGCUUCACCAUGUUGUUUCUCCAAUUGAAGGCACUUUCGGGUACAUGGCUCCGGAGUAUUUCAUGCAUGGGAUAGUUCACGAGAAGACUGAUGUGUUUGCUUUUGGUGUCCUACUGCUCGAGCUCAUAACCGGCCGUCGAGCAGUUGAUUCAAGCCAACAAAGCCUUGUGAUGUGGGCAAAACCGCUCCUGGAGCAGAACAACAUCAAAGAAGUUGCAGAUCCUCGGUUAGGGGAAAACUACAGCGUUAUAGAAAUGAAGCGUGCCAUGUUUGCAGCUUUCAUAUGCAUACAUCACUUGCCCAACAUGCGUCCCAACAUGCCCCGGGUUGUUCAGGUGUUAAAGGGCGAGCACGAACCCUUAGACAUGAAGAAUAAACAAAAGUCGAUGGGCAUGAAAGCACUUCUUUGGGAGUCAUGCGACUUAGAGGACUACACGUCUACGACAUACUUAAACGACUUGAAUCGCCAUAAGGAGCUAAUUAUGGAGUAACCAUUUCGCCUCCAAGAAUCGAGAUAAGCUUACUCCGGAGGCUCUGAACCAACCGUCCUAGCAACUGCAAUCUGAAGAUGGAUUAAAUUUCUUAAUAAUUUCGAUUUUGCAAAGGCUAUGAUGGAAGAGUCCUCAGUGUUAUACGUUUUGUCAAUAUUUUCUCUUUAUCUAAUAUGAAAGCGCAGCUGAGGAAAAAACACAAAACAAGUGGUACUAUGAAUGAACAAUAGAGUAUAUACGGAAAAGGAUUAGUAUUUAUACCUUUUCUAUUUUUGGUGGUGUUGUUGUUUUUCUCAGAAUUUGCAUGAUUAGGAGUGUUAAUAGAAUGGAAUUAGAGGUCUAAAACGCACGUAGAGAUGUACAUAUUAGGGUUUGAAUCUGUGCCACGCUUAUGCAUGGAUCAUUAUAUCCUAUAUCUUUUAUUUU
Sesamum indicum (sesame) is the source of this 2195-nucleotide messenger RNA. RefSeq names its product receptor-like cytosolic serine/threonine-protein kinase RBK1. Gene Ontology annotation, biological process: protein phosphorylation. The record is from RefSeq and is a predicted model, not a curated record. NCBI's taxonomy places the organism in Eukaryota, Viridiplantae, Streptophyta, Magnoliopsida, Lamiales, Pedaliaceae. Gene Ontology annotation, molecular function: ATP binding; protein kinase activity.